Molecule: messenger RNA, 459 nt
Organism: Nelumbo nucifera (sacred lotus)
Lineage: Eukaryota; Viridiplantae; Streptophyta; Magnoliopsida; Proteales; Nelumbonaceae
Source: RefSeq, a predicted model, not a curated record
AUGCACGGCUCCCAGCUUAGCGUCGCUUAUCAGGGCGUCUCUGAAGCUUACAUGAAGCUACUACAGGCAAGGCCUCCCCCAAAUGCCAGGCCAUCCCUUGUGACCAAUUCGAAGUGGCGUGGCAUUUCAAGCAAUGGAGCUCUGGAUCGCCGAUCAGGCCGUCUUGCCCGUCGAGAACUCGCUGGGGGUAGCAUUCACCAGAAUUACGACAUGCUCCUCUGUCAUCGCCUCCACAUCAUGGGGGAAUGCGAGCUGACUCUGAAUAAAAUGGGUCUCAACGUGGUGCAAGAGGCGGUGGACGACAUGGCGGGAGUAGCAGAGUUCGUGGUGACAAACAACCUGCGGGACACGACGGCCAUAGCGAGCGCGCAGGCGGCGGAGCUAUAUGGGCUGGAGGUGCUGGCGAACGGGAUACAGGACGACUCAAGCAAUGUGACCCAGUUCAUGAUGCUGGCUUGA